UGCCUUAUGGCCUUGUGUCAACCACAACCUAAAGUCUUAGUUUUGGCCGGUCGCGGUAAUAGUGGCGCUCCGUACACGAGGACGUCGGGCGCAAUAUGCCUCAUGUUCCAUCCUCACGACUGCAAUGACAAAGGCGGUCGUCAUUCAACUCACCACCUCAACACCUCACCUCCACCAUUAACCGAUGCUCCUUCUUCCUUAGCAACGAAAGAAUAGAUCCGUGCUGUGCUUCUGCUGCGCAUGGAGUGACCUUAUAAGGUUAUCAAAAGACGCACACGUCUCUCCGCCACUACUCAACCUCCAGAGACUCCAUAUCAACUAGAUAUGUCCAACGAGCUUAAAAAAGCAAUUUAUCUCCUCCCAACCGAGGGCGAUGGCUUCGACAGCUACAAAACCGCCAAUCCAUCAUCUCAAAUUUCCCGACCCUUAAUCACCAAUUACAAGAAGUCGCAGGCUCUAAGGUUUCGAGCGUCGUUGGUUGGCGUCGUCCACGGCACCCUGUCAACAGGAGAUCCGGCCUCUUUGAUCGUCACUGAGUUCCGCUUCGAAUCGGGCGAUGCGGCACGACGCUUCAAGUCGGCUACUAUAGAGUAUGUCUUUCUGUCUGAAGAUGAAACCUCCGACGAGCUUAGACCCGAAAUAUACAACAUCGCGCCCUCUGGUGUGUUGUCAAUAGAUCCUCUGGACACGCCGGACACGUUGGCCUCGACCACUGUAACUUCAGUCGAAUCUCCUCCGUCGCCGGGGCUCCCGCAGCCGCGCGUGGCUCGACGCGAAAGUAUUGACUCUAUGGCGACGAUAAAACAUGCUUCUCGUUUCCGCUGGGACUUGUGCCAAACCCAGGACGGCCGAGAGCAUGCUACCCUGAUAGGACGCACCCGGAUCAGGGAGGAAUAUGGUGGGGAGAAUAUCGCAACAUGGCUCCUUCAGGAGAAUCGCUCGACUACAGUCGGUCCGACCCAAACACGACAAAAAAAAAUAAAAACCACCACAAUACUAAUUGAUAUAAAUCGUAUUAAUUAAAACUAUACUAUAUACGCUAGGAAUCAAUUCUAUAGUCUCAAAAUUAUAAUAUCUUUAUUAUUAAG
This is a messenger RNA of Hyaloscypha bicolor E, 1088 nucleotides long. RefSeq lists its product as uncharacterized. Bases 325 to 1023 code for a protein of 232 amino acids. The record is from RefSeq and is a predicted model, not a curated record. NCBI's taxonomy places the organism in Eukaryota, Fungi, Ascomycota, Leotiomycetes, Helotiales, Hyaloscyphaceae. The transcript has a single exon.